This is a messenger RNA of Blepharisma stoltei, 2499 nucleotides long. The record is from the annotation of a GenBank genome assembly. Lineage: Eukaryota; Ciliophora; Heterotrichea; Heterotrichida; Blepharismidae.
AUGACUUUCCUUUUAUUACUUCAGCUGUUUUGAAGUAAUGCUCUUGGAAGCGAUACAACAUUCUUGGAAAGGAGCUAUAAUUCCUCAACAGAAUUGCUUGGCAAUGAAAAAGAGAAAAUAAUCAACGAUAAUUCUCCAUCUAAUUCAUCUCACUUGAUGCUGCAGCAAACUGAUAUUAUUGAGCUAGUAGAUGGGGAGCCUUAUCAUGGGACUACUGAUCACGACACAUAUGUUUAUUAUAGUUUCGAAAAUCCCAAAGAAAGCACUGACUUAUUAUUUGUCUUGACCACCUUUUCUGGAGAUGCCGACUUAUUUGUAUCAAAAGGCAAAAAUAAAAUAACGAAAAAAGAAGAUUGGGACUGGAAAUCAGAAACUCCUCAAGGUGAAGUUAUUUUGAUCAAGGCUGAUGAUACCUAUUUCUUAAAUAAUCAUGUCAAUAUGAAAGGGAAAUAUAUAGUUGGAGUAUAUGGAUUUUCUCCAACAUCUUUUACUAUAAGAGCUACAAGCAACCCUGAAGUUGUCACAAAAUUAACCCCAGGCAAAGCCCAGACUGGCUAUUUAAAUGCGACAUCAGUGAACUUUUAUUACUAUUAUGUGGAAAAGAAAGCUGAUAUCAUUAUUUCUCUGACUCCUAUCUCUAUAGUUGUUAACGCAUGCGUCAAGCCUGUCCCGAAAGAUGAAGACAUCCAUGAAUAUCUGCCAUCUCCAAAGGAUUAUUUAUGGUCAACCUACCAAAGCUCUAACCCAAGUGAAAUUAUAAUAAGCAAGGACGACCCAAGCUUCUGCACUGAUUGCAAUAUUACAAUUGCAGUAAGACAAGAGACAACUAAUGGAACUAUAACAAGAAAUGGAACACAUUCAUAUAACAUUGUCAUAAGAAGCGAUUUUAAUUAUAUAACUCUGCUGAAUGGAGUUCCGUUUAAAAGCCACCUAGGCCAAGCGAAAUGGGAUUAUUUUGAGUUUGAAGUUGGAGAAAAAGUGGAUUUAGACAUCUCCAUUUUUUCAUACAGCGGAGAUCCAGAUAUUUAUGUAGGAACAAAUAAAACCAUCAAUAGAGAAAAUUGCAAUUGGUUUAGCUUAGCUAGAUAUCAAGUAGACCAUAUCAAAAUUUGGUCUUCUGAUGUAAAGUUCAUUAUAGGGACUUAUUAUAUAGGGGUCUAUGCUUUUGAUGAAACUUCUUAUUCAAUUGUAGUGCAAUACAGAAAUCGCUACAUAAAGCUAGUAGACGGAUGACCACAAACAUAUAGCAUUUCUAAUAUAAAGUCUUAUCCUUUAUAUUUCGAAUAUAAAACUUCAUCAUUUGAUUCUUUUUAUUGCCAAUUGACUUCACUAUCUCCUGAUUUUUAUCCAGAUGUAUAUGCUGAUUUUAAUGAAGGAAGAAACACAGAUUUCCCUGAUAAUACAAACUCCGAGUUUAAGUUCAGUGAAACUGACUAUGAUAAAGUUUAUAACAAAUUGUACAUGGCCUUCGCACCAACCAGUCAAAAAUGGGAGGUCCAUAUUGCCAUUUUAGGAAAUAAUACAAUAAAAGAGAAUGAAACUAUGGGAGAUUUUGAGCUUUUUUGUGCGUCUAGUUCUCAGUUUACUCACAUCAAGCCUGGCCAGACACACUUUGAUAUCCUAAAAUUUCCAGUAAGUCACCACAAAUAUUCAAUAGAAACCUACGAAAAAUCAAGAUUAGACGUCUUUGUCGCUCCUUGUGAAGGGAGUUUUCAACUCGAUAUCUCAUCCAACUGAACAGUAAAUUACGACCGAAACCCUGAUAUUUCUGUAUUACGACUUACUGAUGGAAUAAUGAGAGGCUCUAUAACCAAUGCAAAAGGAGUUUAUUACAUCACAGUUACAUCUUUAAACGCGUCUGCAUGGUUUAAUGGUAUUAGCUAUCAGCUAACUUCUAAGAUAACCAAAGCAGGAGAUAUAGAAAAAAAGCUCCUGAAGCCAGGAGGUGACGGGAUUAUUAAAUGGACAAGAAAAAAGCAUCAUGUUAUAGUAAAAUGGGACGAAAUUUUAUAUGACGAUGAUAAUGAAAAACCAUAUGAGUAUCCUAGUAAUGUACUUUAUCAGAUUUAUGCGACUGAGGAUGAAACAGUUCAAAUGCAGACAGCAUGCGGAAUCCAUACCGCAGAAAUGAUGGGAAAAGCAGAACUGGUAAGCCGAGGUGGAGCUGAUAAAGGUGGAACUGUGGUCAGGCUAAGAGGGCUUAAGUCUUAUGUGAAUGUUGUAGCUUCUAUUGGGGGAGAAAAUAAUAUGCUACUGAGAUAUGUUCCUUAUAACCCGACACUAAUUGUAGUAACUUCACAUGAGCCACAGUGGAAAAGAAGAGUUAUUAUUUGGGGAUUGAUCUUAGCAAUACUAUUUGCAGGAGGAAUUGGGAUAUAUUUUUAUAUGAAGUACAGAAGAACCAAGAGAGUUUUGCAGUAUGAAAUGGGAGAAGUCAGAGACUCAGCAAGUGAAUUAGCAACCAUAAACCGUAGCCCGAGCUCCUCACAAAAACCCUAA